Messenger RNA from Amphibalanus amphitrite, 2820 nucleotides. RefSeq lists its product as uncharacterized. The transcript has 5 exons. Gene Ontology annotation, molecular function: nucleic acid binding; RNA-DNA hybrid ribonuclease activity. The record is from RefSeq and is a predicted model, not a curated record. The coding region runs from base 1 to 2820 and encodes 939 amino acids. NCBI's taxonomy places the organism in Eukaryota, Metazoa, Arthropoda, Thecostraca, Balanomorpha, Balanidae.
AUGCCUCCUGGAGGAGCCCGCCUUCAGGCGCCUCCCCCGGUGGUCGUCCGACGGACAAGAGGUCGCGCGGCCGGCGGAGGGGUGGUGAAGGGCGGCGACGUCGCGCUCUACCUGCGCGCGGGGCUCCAGUUCGCCGCCCUGACCUGCCCCCUACUUCACCCUAACGACAACUCUACAGAGGUAUGCGGAGUGCGUCUCCUCGGGGACCGCCCCCUCACCAUCAUCAACCUCUACGGACCUCCGAUUCGUGCUACCGAUCUCGACACACGGAUGGACAACUUCUAUCCCUCGGCUCUUCCGGCGGACAACCACACCCUGCUGGUGGGGGACUUCAACGCUCACCACCCCAUGUGGGACCACGGCUGCGACGCGGCAGACGCGGUCGGCGCGAGAGUGGCGGCGUGGCUUGGCUCCGUAGGCUGGACCACGCUGAACUCCGGCGAACCCACCCAGACCCACGUCAGCUACCGCAACGGCUCCCAGACUGCGCCUGAUCUGAUCGCCUGCAGCGAUGACCUCGCGAGGCGGGCGACGUGGCACCUGGGCCCCGAUAUCGGUAGCGAUCACCUGCCAAUGGUCGCUCAAGUCGCCACGUCCAACCACGGCUCCCGCUGCAUCCGCAAGCCGCGGUGGUCCUUCAAGAAAGCGGACUGGGCGGCGUUCCAGGCCGAAUGUGAGGCUGCCUUCGAGGAGGCGGAGCCUUCGCUGUCGACCCAGGAGCUGUCCACCCUGUUCGUGAACGUCCUCCACCAAGCCAGCGUCCACCACAUCCCCCGUGGUGCCCGGGCUGACCCGAAGCCCUGGGCGCUGGACCCGGAGCUGAGGGAAGCCAUCGCGGAGCGCCGCGAGGUCAGCGACCCCAAACCCGAUCGGGCGGCCCAGCGCACGGCGCGACAACACAGUCGCUGCGCAGCCUGCGAAGACACCCGCACGGGCUGCUGCGGCGCCUUCUCGAUGGAGGAGCUGGUUUCCCAGCUCCGGCGCUGCCAGCUGAGGAAGUCUCCUGGACCAGACGAGCUGUCGGCCGAACACCUAAAGCACCUGGGACCGAUCGCCCGCGGGGCUCUACUGCGCCUGAUCAACCUGUCAUGGCUUGAAGGCGUGGUCCCCCAGGAGUGGCGGCGGGCUGUAAUCGUCCCGAUUCCCAAGUCAGGGAAGGACAAGCGCAAGAUAGCCAGUUACCGCCCAAUAGCGCUAACCAGCCACAUCGCUAAGCUGAUGGAGCGCCUCGUCCUGGCCGGGCUCACCUUUAUCACCGACCAGCUCAAGAUCAUCCCGCCGGAGCAAGUCGGCUUCAGGGAGAAGCGCUCAGUCGAGGACAACCUUGGACGCCUGAUUCAAGAGGUGCUGGACGGCUGGAACCGACCAAGGUCCCGCCGGUUACACACCCCAGAUGGCCAGUCUGCCCAGAAGUUUGUUCUCCUGGCGUUCGAUUUCUCCGGGGCAUACGAUACGGUAGACCACCGCCUGCUCCGUGCGCGCCUCCUGGACCAGGGUCUGCCUCGCUGCUUCGUCCGGUGGGUCUGGCAGUUCCUCCGCGACCGCCGCGCGUGCAUGGAGCUCAACGGCGCGCGCAGCAGCGAGCGCAUCUACCGGGCCGGACUUCCCCAGGGCAGCGUCUUGGCGCCGACCUUGUUCUUGUUGUGGUCGGCGCCUCUCGUCGCCUCCCUGAGGUCUGUCCCUGGAGUGUCUCCCUUCAUGUAUGCGGACGACACCGCGGCGCUGUGCGCAGGAAACGACAUCACCACCGCCAAGCGGCGCGCCCAGCGUGCGGCGGACGCUCUGGUGCACUGGGCAAGACAGUCCAAGAUGCUGGUGGCGGGUGAGAAGACCCAGCUGCUCGUCCUCUCCCAGAGCGCCGCCGACGCUGCGGACUGCGCCAUAAAACAGCUCCGCAAGCUGACGGGGCGAAGCUGGGGACUGGAGGAGCGGCAGCUCCGCGCGGUGGCGUCGGGCUACGUGGGAGGAGCACUGCUGCACGCGGCCGCCGCCUGGCUCCCGGCGACACCUCAGUCCCACGUGGAGCUCCUCGAGAGGGAGAUGCGGGCGGCGGCCCGCACCAUCACCGGCUGCCCGCUGUCCACCCCGGCCCACGCUGUGAUGGCGGAGGCCGGGCUGAUGCCGGUGGCUGCUCGCCGGGACGUCCUGGCGGCGAAACUUCUCGCCAGGGCGCACGCGCUCCCCGAGGGCGACCCCCUCAGGGCUGUUGCGGAGGGCGGGCCGCCCAGCCGGCUGAAGACUGUGACGGGCUGGCGCGGGGUGGGGCAUGACACCUGGCGGGCUGCUGGGAUCGUGCUGCCGAUCGAGACCCUGCUGCCCGCCCGCGCGCCGCCGUGGGAGGUGGCCGCCUGCCCACACGCCACAUUCUCCCUGGACAUCGGAGCGCUGCGGCGGGACGCCCCACCUGACGAACUGCACCAGGCGGCGCAGAGACACCUAGCGUCCCUCCCCCAGCAAGCCAGCUGGGUUUGGACGGAUGGGUCGGCGGAUGCGGGAGUCCGCAGCGGAGGAGGAGGAGCCUUUGUGGAGUGGCCGGACGGUGCGACCGACGAGCUACGCGUCCCGGCCGGUCAACUCUGCUCGAGCUUCAGGGCGGAGAUGGUCGCACUCCGCGCGGCCCUGAACCACCUGUGCGACCACCCGCACCAGCCGAGCGCGCCGAUCACCAUCUGCUCGGACUCGCAGUCGGCCCUCGCGACGCUGAGAGAGGGCCCGGCGUCCCAGAAGACCCUGCUAGGAGCUGCCAUCUGGACCGAACUAGCGGCCCUGGCCGGUCUGUCCCGCCGGAUCCACCUACACAGACGCAGUCGCCGCCGCUGA